AUGUCUACUGAGCUCGAAAUGGGACAUUAUGCUGUGCUCUACGAUAACGGGUCUACUUCCCCACCGGUACCUCACCUCUCGGCUAUUGCGCUGCGAUUGCUGGCCUUAUCGGUCGGCAAGCACCUAUCAAUGACCUCGACCCCGACUAUCUUUGAGGACCUACUGGAACAUCCAUUCGCACGGCGCCGAGCUUCUCAGUGGAAUGAAUGCUGCGAACUGGCCAUGGGUACGGGACUCCACUGCAGGACAUUGGGGACAUUGAUG
Molecule: messenger RNA, 264 nt
Organism: Gloeophyllum trabeum ATCC 11539
Lineage: Eukaryota; Fungi; Basidiomycota; Agaricomycetes; Gloeophyllales; Gloeophyllaceae
Exons: 3
Source: RefSeq, a predicted model, not a curated record